AUGACAUACCACCCUCUACACCCAAAUAUUUCAAGCCAAGACCCAAAAACAAAUACCUUUCAACCCCUCACCAAAGGCCUUCAAUUGAUGAUGAAGAUGGGAUAUAUCCCAGGCGAAGGUUUAGGUCGUGACGGCAAAGGCAUGAAACAUCCAAUCCCCAUUAUGGAGAAGCAAAAUCGCUAUGGUUUGGGGUAUGAUCCAAGCAAGGACCUCCACGUCAUUAAGAAACCAUCCCUCACAUUGAAUGGGCAAUUUGUAUUACAACACGAUACCGAGCCCUACUACGAAUUUCCUGAACCAUGGUAUGACCCAGUUAAGAAGCAGAGACUUCCAGGACUAGAAAUCUUCUUUGCUGAAGCUAGAGAUGAGGAAUUAAUCAAAAAAUGGUUAUACAAGGAACCUAAGCCUAAAGAGAACAUUGAUUAG
Messenger RNA from Spinacia oleracea (spinach), 426 nucleotides. RefSeq lists its product as uncharacterized. The transcript has a single exon. Gene Ontology annotation, molecular function: nucleic acid binding. The record is from RefSeq and is a predicted model, not a curated record. Bases 1 to 426 code for a protein of 141 amino acids. NCBI's taxonomy places the organism in Eukaryota, Viridiplantae, Streptophyta, Magnoliopsida, Caryophyllales, Amaranthaceae.